This is a messenger RNA of Opisthorchis viverrini, 1126 nucleotides long. RefSeq lists its product as hypothetical. Lineage: Eukaryota; Metazoa; Platyhelminthes; Trematoda; Opisthorchiida; Opisthorchiidae. The transcript is spliced from 2 exons. The record is from RefSeq and is a predicted model, not a curated record. Bases 510 to 980 code for a protein of 156 amino acids.
CGAAAAUUCAAUUAUACUGUGUGAAUACCGUGCGCCGGAACUAACCAAUCACUCAAUGCGAAGCGGACAGCCUGGACUCAAGAUCAAGGACGCACCCUGAGCACCUCGGCGCUUCGCGCAUCUUUGUGCUCUCUAGUUGGCAAUAAGCUUCCCUGUUGGCUGAUUCUGCUCCUUGCAGUGACUUCCGGGAGCCUGUUUCUCCAGUUAUUUACAACAACUGACCCCAUCCACAGUGCUUGUAUUUCUCUUAUCACUCUUCUCGAUAGGUUGCGGCUCAUUGAGGCUAAGGGGGACCCCUAUUCCAUAGAAUUUUACCGUCGUCCUUCAUCGAGGGCCGUUCACCCGUUCACUAUCUUCUCCCUGGAUAUUUUAACUCGAGCAAACGGCGGGCAUUGUCCUUACUAGAUCAGGGCAUCAUUCGUAUUCUUACAUUUCCGUACAUUAGAGUUAUCCCGUGGGGCUAAAUAGAGUUAGUUGUUCUCCAGUGCAAUCGUGUGACCGAUUUAGUAAUGAAAGCCUUCUUGAAGCAGGCAUUAUCACUGUGCAACAUUCAUAUGUCAUCACCCAUGGGUGGUGAGACGCGCCAGACGAAGGAAGACAGAAGUAAGAUCUCUUUCUCCCCGGUCAUACGCACAGAGCAAAAGGCAUUAUUGUUGAACCGACGUUCCGGACAGUUGAAGCGGCUACGAAAUGCACGGUAUCAGCGCAUUACAAGAUCUAAACAAAGUUGGAAAUUAGUCAACAACAAACCCAGACACAAAUCCAAAGAACAAACCAGUUCUCCGCGAGUUACAAUGCGUACUCAAGAAGCUGCUCCACAGUUAUUAUCCUUGGCUAAGCAGAUUGUGCGAACUCGGAACUCUCUUUUUGGAGGCACGACACGACGAGCCUUUACCAAGAAGGAACCGAAAUCCAUACUGUUCGCGGAUGAAACAUUUCGUCAUCAUGGGAAGACUGUCAAAGAUAUAGUUUGCUCUUAAGAUCUCACCAAUUGGCGUUUCUGUACAUACUUGCCUGCGGUACAAAGAAUUCCACAGUGAAAUUACUGCCUGUUUUUAACCAGUUCUGUAUGGAAACAAAAAUAGGGUUUAGUAGCAUUUUCAUGCAGCUUGUGGUCUUCUUCAGG